Molecule: messenger RNA, 1434 nt
Organism: Rotaria sordida
Lineage: Eukaryota; Metazoa; Rotifera; Eurotatoria; Philodinida; Philodinidae
Source: the annotation of a GenBank genome assembly
AUGUUUAUUGGAAAUGAAACAUCUGAUUGUAUAAAUACAGGGGAUACAACAUGGGUAUUAAUAUCAUCAAUAUUAGUAUUAUCAAUGAUGCCAGCUCUCGCUUUUUUUGAAGCUGGUUUAUUAAAAAGUAUAAAUACAGUUUCAUUAGUAACUCAAAUAAUUGGUGGAGCAUCAAUAUUAUCAGUAAUGUGGCAUUUAAUUGGAUAUACAUUAGUAUUUGGACAUAGUUAUAGAGGUAUUAUUGGAAAUUUUGAUAAUAUAUUAAUGUUAAAUGUUCGAUAUGAUAGUUGUUCUCGACAUUCACCAACUAUUCCAGCUGCUUUAUUUGGAUUUUUUCAAAUGAUGUUUGCAGCAAUAUCACCAUUAUUAAUAACAGGAGCAUUUGCAGAAAGACUUAAAUAUAAAGCUUUUAUUAUAUUUAUAAUAGGUUGGGAAUUAUUUAUUUAUUAUCCAGUUGCACAUUGGAUUUGGGGUGAUGGAUGGUUGAAGAUUAUAUUUCAAGUACAGGAUUUUGCUGGUGGAAUGGUUAUUCAUACAACAUCAGGUGUUUCAGCUUUAAUUUGUGGAAAAAUGUUAGGAGCAAGAAAAGAUUUUGAUAAAUAUAAUGGUGAAUUUCCACCUUCAAAUUUACCAUUAGCGGCACUUGGAGGUGCACUUCUUUGGACAGCAUGGUUUGGUUUUAAUGCUGGUAGUGCUUUACAAAGUGGUCCGUUAGCUGUAUCAACCGUUGUUGCAACACAACGAUCAGCUGUUUGUAGUGGAGUUAUUUGGUUAAUUAUGUCAUGGAUAAGACACAAACCAUCAGCUACUGCUGUUCUUAAUGGUGUUAUUGCUGGUUUAGCUGGUAUAACACCUGCAUCUGGUUAUAUUGAUCCUCAAUAUGGAGCUGUUAUUGGGAUUAUUCUUGGUUUUACUUCUUAUUUCAGUAUAUUAUUAUUUAAACAUAAAUUACGUAUUGAUGAUGCACUUGAUGUUUCAAGUGUACAUGGUGUAACAGGUGUUGUUGGCUCAAUUGCAAUUGGAUUUUUUGGUCAAAAAUCUUUUAAUAUAGAUGGUAAAGAUGGUCUAUUCUUUGGAAAUCAUAGUCCCUAUCUUCUUGGAAUUCAAUUGAUGUCUGUUGUUAUUACUGGUGCAUGGUCAGGUUUAAUUACAAUAAUUUUAUUAAAAUUUAUUGAUAGAAUUGUUGGAUUAAAAAUCGAACAUGAUGAAGAAUUAGGUUUAGAUGAAGAAGAACAUGGAGAACAAGCUUAUGGUUGGAGACAUUCAGUUAUACCUGAUUCAUUAAAUGAAGAACAAAUACAUUUAAUCGUUCGUGGUUCCGUUAAUCAUCAUAUACAAGCUGAACAAAAACGACUUUCACAUAUUUCAACUAUUAAUAAACCAUCGAUGCCGUCAAUUUUUCAUCAAAAUCGACGAGCAACCGUAGUUCGUUAA